AUGGGCGCGCUGGGCCAGCUCCUGCUGUGGCUGCAGCUCUGGGCGCUGACCCGGGCUGCCUACAAAUUCUGGGUCCCCAACACUGACUUCGACGACCCCACCAACUGGAGCCAGAACCGGACCCCGUGUGCCGGCGCCACCGUCGAGUUCCCGGCCGACAAGGUGGCGUCCGUCCUGGUGCGAGCGAGUCACCGUGUCUCGGAGCUGCUCCUGCCGCUGGACGGGGAGCUCAUCCUGGUCUCUGGAGCGGGAUUCAGCACCCCAAGCACCACCUCAGACCCGGACUGCAUGGCAGGCUCCCGCGCGAUCUUCAGCGACCCCGACCGCUUUUCGUGGUACGACCCACGCCUGUGGCGCUCAGGGAACGCGACCCGCGGCCUCUUUUGCGUGGACGCCGAGCGCGUGCCCUGCCGCCACGACGACGUAGUCUUUCCGCUGGAUUCCUCCUUCCGCGUGGGUUUGGGCCCGGGAGCCCGAAGCGUGCGCAGCGUGUCGGCUCUGGGUCAGACGUUCCUGCGCGACGACGACCUGGCCGCCUUCCUGACGUCCCGCGCCGGCCGCCUUCGCUUCCACGGGCCGGGCACGCUGCAUGUGGUCCCCGAGGCCUGUGCCGACCCGUCGGGCUGCGCCUGCGGCAACGACGAGGUGCAGCCGCUGGUGUGCUCGGCGCUGCUACAGCCCCUGGGCGGCCGCUGCCCCCCAGCCCCCCACGGCCCGCGGGAAGGCGCUGGGACCGCCAGCCACAGCUACUUCGUCAACCCGCUGUUCGCCGGCGACGAGGCGGAGGCCUGA
Orycteropus afer afer is the source of this 792-nucleotide messenger RNA. It is a transcript of the gene AMN, whose product is annotated as amnion associated transmembrane protein. The record is from RefSeq and is a predicted model, not a curated record. The coding region runs from base 1 to 792 and encodes 263 amino acids. Gene Ontology annotation, cellular component: apical plasma membrane; endocytic vesicle. The transcript is spliced from 8 exons. Gene Ontology annotation, biological process: intracellular protein localization; receptor-mediated endocytosis. NCBI's taxonomy places the organism in Eukaryota, Metazoa, Chordata, Mammalia, Tubulidentata, Orycteropodidae.